CUAGUUGACACCUCCACUGCUUGCACAUUGAUGCGCUGUGUCAUUGGAAAGACAGUCUUGCAGAACAUACAGUAACUGCAUUCUGCUCGCAGCGCCGCCACGAUGGUCCGCGAGGACCUGGUUGAAGGAGCCAUUUCCUUCCUCCAAGACCCCUCCGUCGCUUCGGCUCCUCUGGAACAACGCGUCGCUUUUCUACGCUCCAAGAACUUGACACAAGAAGAGAUCGAUACUUCACUCGCGCGCGUCGGUCAAUCGCCCCCGCCUGGCACGGCCUCGCAGCCUCCCGCCCAGUACCGCCAACCACAAUAUAACAACUACAAUGGUGGCUAUGCACAACAACCAUAUGGAGGCUGGCAACAACCUCCUCCCGAGCCUCCGAGGCGAGAUUGGAGGGACUACUUUAUUGCUGCUACUGUUGCUUCUGGCAUAGGGUACGGAUUGUACUGGACGGCAAAGCGAUAUGUUUAUCCACUUAUCGCGCCCCCAACGCCGCCUCAACUUGAGCAGGACAAGAAGAGCGUGGAUGAGGCGUUCGAGAAGACCUUCCAACUUCUGGAGCAACUGUCUGCCGAUACGGAAGAGCUGAAGAACGCCGAGGCGCAGCGGAAGGAGAGAUUGGAUGCUGCCCUGUCCGAAGUGGAGAGCGUGAUUUCUCGAAUGAAGCUGGCGAAUGACGAACGGGAACAAGAAGCAAAGAGGAAUGCACGAGAGUUGAACGAGUUGCGAGAUUUGAUACCACGGGCCAUUGAGAAAGAGAGGCAGGCGCAGGAAGAGAGGCUAAAAGAGCUCGGCACAGAAAUGAAGAGUCUGAAGACAUUGGUGCAGAAUCGCAUGCGUGAUGGUGGAGCUGCACCAAGCAGGACGACACCCAGCUUUCCCGGCUCUCAGGGACACAGCGGACAAGUUCUGGGCUCCGGCACGCAAGUGAACGGCACUUCUUCCGCUCCUGCCGUACAAGAACCUGCGACAAAUGGCACAAACGGCGUUUCUUCACCUGCAAUGGAGACAAAGUCGUCGUCUCCAUAUACUAGCGCAGCCACACCAUCGACAAGCUCGAACCCUUACCAGUCACGCUUGCUUGGAAAUAGUGGUGGCAAGGCUGCCAUUCCCGCAUGGCAACUAGCUGCAAAGAAGAAGUCGGAAGAUGCAAAAGCGGCGGCCGCCGAGGGAGCGUCCAGUACUCCUAACGUUCAGGAGAGUGGCACUGUGCAGGAUGCGGUUGACGGAUCAUCGUAAUAAUUGCAUUGGCGGGUGGGCGUCAUUCUCUACUGUUCUGGAUAUGUGUUGUGUAUGGAAAGCUUUUAUGACCCGAAC
Cercospora beticola is the source of this 1314-nucleotide messenger RNA. It is a transcript of the gene PEX14, whose product is annotated as Pex14p. Gene Ontology annotation, molecular function: signaling receptor binding. Gene Ontology annotation, cellular component: peroxisomal membrane; peroxisomal importomer complex. Gene Ontology annotation, biological process: protein import into peroxisome matrix, docking. The record is from RefSeq and is a predicted model, not a curated record. NCBI's taxonomy places the organism in Eukaryota, Fungi, Ascomycota, Dothideomycetes, Mycosphaerellales, Mycosphaerellaceae.